AUGAAUAACAAUCAAAACGAAGAUUCCGUUCCUGUUCCUUGUUUGUGGUUUUUUUGCCAUGAUUUUGUUCUUGACACUCUUGUUCCUGUAACUCCUAAGAGGUCAUUAGAUGGGUUCGUUCCAAAUUGGAAUGCGAAGUUCUGCAUUAAUAGAAACGUCAUGUGGAUAUCUACUUCAAGAAUUGCAGGCAAGACUGCCUCUUGGAAAUUUUGGAUUAUGAUCUGGGAUGAAGUUGGAGAAGAUCAGUUUGAAAGAGAGAAGGUUUUGCUGGAUUUAGAACAAGAAUGCUUAGAGGUUUAUAGGAGAAAAGUUGACAAUGCAAACAUAUCAAGAGCUCGCCUGCAUCAAGAGCUGGCAGAAUCUGAAGCUGAAUUCACGCAUCUUCUUCUGUCACUUGGUGAACGAUCACUCCCAGGACGGCCAGAAAGGAUGUCAGGAACGCUGAAGGAGCAGCUAGAUGCAAUCACCCCAGCUCUAAGGGAGAUGCGUCUGAGAAAAGAAGAGAGAGUGAAUCAAUUUAGAUCUGUGCAAGGGCAAAUUCAAAAAAUUUCUGCAGAAAUUGCAGGUCAAUCAGUUUAUGAUGACUCGAUAACAAAUGUCAUGGUGAACGAGAAUGAUCUUUCAUUAAAGAAACUUGAGGAAUACCAAAUUGAGCUACAAAGACUGCACAAUGAGAAGAAUGACAGGCUUCAGCUUGUGGACACAUAUAUUGACACAAUCCAUGAUUUGUCCUCAACGUUAGGAAUGGAAUCCUCCAUGAUCAUAACAAAGGUGCAUCCAACUUUGAACGAAUUGUGUGGAAUAUCAAAAAAUAUAAGUGACAGUAUUCUGGCUAAACUCAAUAGCACUGUGGAAUCUCUCAAAGAAGAAAAACAAAAGCGGCUUGAGAAGCUUCAUCACCUUGGAAAAGCACUGACAAACUUGUGGAAUCUAAUGGACACACCCUAUAAAGAUCGUCACUCAUUUUCCAAUGUCACAGGCUUAUUAUCUCUCUCAUCAGCUGAAGUAUCAGAUCCUGGAAGCCUUGCUCUAAAUAUAAUCCAGCAGGCUGAAGCUGAAGUCAAGAGACUGGAUCAGCUAAAAGCUAGCAAGAUGAAAGAGCUUUUCUUCAAGAAACAGAGUGAGUUAGAUCAAAUAUGCAAUAAAUCACACAUGGAGAUCCCUUCACAACCAGACAUGGAAAAUAUAAUAAAUCUUAUAAACUCAGGGGAGAUUGACCAUGCCGAUCUCCUCAUGAGCUUGGACGAGCAGAUAUCAAGAGCAAAAGAAGAAGCUUCAAGCAGGAGGGCUAUAAUGGAAAAGGUCGAAAGGUGGACAUUAGCCCGUGAUGAAGAGCGCUGGUUGGAAGAAUAUAGCAUGGAUGAAAAUCGAUACUCAGUUCGCAGAGGUGCUCACAAGAAUCUCCGACGAGCAGAACGUGCCCGAGUAAUAGUUAACAAAAUCCCAGUUCUAGUGGCAUCGCUUGUAGCAAAGACUAAGAGUUGGGAAGAGGCAAGAAACAAAGUAUUCCUGUAUGAUGGAGUAUCUCUGCUGGCAAUGCUGGAAGAGUAUAACAUGUCAAGGCAGGAGAGAGACGAGGAGAAACAAAGACAAAGGGAAAAGAAGGUUCCAAGCCAUGUAGUAGUUGAGCAAGAAAAUUUGGUCGGGUCAAGGCCAGACACCAGUAGUCGACGUCUUUCAAACAGGAGUUUGAAUGGAGGCCUUAGCAAUGCAACCCCUUUAAACAGAAGGCUUUCUCUUGGUCUCCAACAGUUGGGAACCAACAGCAUCAAUUCUGCAAAUCAAGGAAUAUCUUACAUAAGGGAAGGAAGAAAAAUGCAAGGACAGAAGAUGUUUUCUCGACCUGAUCUCACUUCUCAUCUUCGAGAUGAAGCAGCUUCGAUUGUCUCAUCGUUUUCUGGGCCAUUAUCUCCCUGA
Molecule: messenger RNA, 1917 nt
Organism: Dovyalis caffra
Lineage: Eukaryota; Viridiplantae; Streptophyta; Magnoliopsida; Malpighiales; Salicaceae
Source: the annotation of a GenBank genome assembly